CUGCCCAGGAAUAUCUAAUAACACUCUGUUCGCUGCCUUGUGAACAAUUUAUCCUGACAAUACAUCUUUCAUGCUUCACACCCAUGCCUUUAUUUAUGGCUCAAUUUGUGUUCUCUCAAAUGUCCAUUGUUUUCCUAGCUGCAGUUUCACUACAUUUUUCAGUGCCUUGCACUGUAUUCUGUACAUCCUGUCAGCUUUACUUGUUUAAUCCAUUUCAAUUGUAAAAUAUAUAGACCAGCAGAGGUCUAAUAUUCCGGCUUUGCUUCUUCAUUUCUUGAUUCAUGUCUGUAGUUCAGUAAGUAGACCCCUUUGUUGUUAUCAGUAUAUCCUGCAAUGUUAGUGUAGCAUUUCAAGUUUUAUCCAUUUGAGGGAACUUUUCUUGUUCCCAUGUUGUCUUAAAUAAGGCAUAUCAUUUCAUUAAAUACCCCUAAAGCAUUGCCAUCCCAGUAGCAUUUGGUUCUUGGGUGCUGAACUGGGAGGUGAACCAUCUUCAGUAUUAGCUCCUAAAAUGGGGUUGGGGGUGGGAUCUCUCAUAGCAAGAAGAGCUAAUUUUGUUUCUAGUUGAGGGUUAGCAAGAAAGUCUACUGCAUGGAGGCUAACCACACAGGAUUAGGAGACCGUCUGUAGUUCACAUGUGCUAAUUUUACAGCUUUUAUUUUUCUUUUCCCAUACAGGAAGUAUCAGUCAGAAAAGCCUAAGGUAUACCAAGGAGUAAGGGUAAAGAUAACUGUAAAAGAACUUCUGCAACAGAAGAGAGCGGUUCAAGCAGCGGCCACGUCAAGUAUGAUAUCCAGGGUUAGCAAUGGCCAGGUGUAUGAAUCCAGUUCCUCUGCUUCUUCCUCUUCCUCUUCUUCACCUUCAUAUGCAGCUCCUUGUCUUGAUUCACUGCCAAGUGCUUCAGAAGCAGUCUUUUUCCAGAACCAACCUUUUCUCAGCAGUCUGCCAUGUGAUGACAUUUCUCUUCUUUGUGACAAUCAGCAAGGCAUGGAUAGGUGGGCACAACCCUCAGCUUUUCAAGACAACUCAUACUCUUCACUGUCAACCUCAUCUUAUUGUACCCCGUGUAACUUCCAGUCCAUGUCUGUCUGUAACACAAGCAUGGGAUCAAACUCUUCAUUGGAAUCCUCUCAUCUUUCAGGAUCUCUGGAAUAUAACCCUUCCCCAUCACAAUUUUUUCACUUUAAUCCUGCAAAUUUCAGCUCUCCUUCCCAUAUGGAUGGAAAGAGUUUUGGAUAUCCUUCAGAAGAUUACACGUACCAACAAUACAACUCUUCUGUUUGUUACUGUCCAUCUUGCAUGGCUGACCCUAUAGAGACAAUGAAGUCCACCGAAUAUUUUUCAUAUCCAGGAAUUGAUUGCUUGGACUAUUCUUCCAAUAUGAUGGCAGAUGAUUUCGUGAGAAGAGAAAUGAACAGCACCUGGGAUACAUGUUAUGGCUAAUAAUCUGCAUCAUUCAUGUACAUUUGCUUUACCACUGCCUGUGAAUGUUAGUAGCUGUCUGUACAAUGUAAAGUCCUGUGGGUGAUUGGAAUAUUAUGUAUGUUAACUGCUGACUGUGUAAUCCUGUCAGUAGACACUGCACUAUGUACAAAUGCUGUCUGCAUCUAUAUAGUUGAGUGUAUGUUUUUGCUUUCUUUGUAUGCAUGUAGGUUUGGGUGUGUGUGUAUGCAUUUGUGAGUAUGUU
This is a messenger RNA of Protopterus annectens (West African lungfish), 1684 nucleotides long. RefSeq names its product colorectal cancer associated 2 (gene POU2AF3). The record is from RefSeq and is a predicted model, not a curated record. Bases 784 to 1440 code for a protein of 218 amino acids. Gene Ontology annotation, cellular component: cytoplasm. The transcript is spliced from 5 exons. Lineage: Eukaryota; Metazoa; Chordata; Ceratodontiformes; Protopteridae. Gene Ontology annotation, molecular function: POU domain binding; DNA binding.